CCCCUCCCCGCCUGCAGCCGCCUCCGGGCGCUGUUUGCUCCCAGUUCCCUCCCAGUGCUCCCAGUAAGAGCGAUACUGGGAGGGAAAGCGCUCCCAAUUCCUUCCCGCUGCUCCCAGCAUCGCUCCCAGUUGCUCCCGGGAUCGCUCCCAGCGCCGCGCGGGGCGGGGCCGCUUUGGAAGCCGCCCAGGGCAGAGCGCGGCUGCUUUUGCGUGUCGGCACCGCCCGGGCCGGGCUGGGAGGGGAGGAAGAGUGGGAGGAAGAGGAGGGAGAGAGGAAGAGGAAGAGGAGCAGCAGGAGGAAGAGGAGCAGCAGCAGCAGCAGCACGCGGUUCCGCUGCCGGCUGAGGCCGCAGCUCCCCCGGCUCCGGCUCCAUCGCCCACCCGGAACCCGCAGGAAUUCCCAUUCCUAAACCUUGGCCGAAUGGAUGAGGAUGCCGAGAGGAAGAUGGGCCAGGAGCCCCAGGCAGACAAUGAGCUGAGCACGGAGACCAGGGAGGAGAAAUCCCUGCAGCAGAUCCUCGUGGAAGAGGCGCAGGAAUCCAGCAGGAAGGAAAAGCCCUGGAGAUCCCGCAUUAGGAUGGGCUGCAAACACGAAUCACAGGGAUCUGAGGAAGAAAGAUCCGCCCUGGGCCAGGAAGAUGACCAGAACUCAGAGCUGGGGGUUCCUGAUCAGCUUCAUGAUGGAGUGAAGCCCCACAAGUGCUCAGAAUGUGAGAAGAGCUUCAGGUGGAGAUCCUCCCUUAUCCGACACUCAAGAAUCCACACAGAGAAAUGGCUCUAUGAGUGUGGGCAGUGUGGGAAGAGCUUCAGUUCGAGCUCCAGCCUGAUCCGCCACCAGAGGAACCACGCCGGGGAGAGCCUUUAUGAGUGUGACCAAUGCAAGAAGAGGUUUCCCACCAGCUCCCAUCUCCUCGUUCACCAGCGGAUUCACACGGAUGAGAGACCCUUCCGCUGCCCUGACUGCGGGAUGUGUUUCAAGCACAACUCAUCCCUCAUCAACCACCGGCGCAUCCACACUGGGGAGAGGCCCUAUGAGUGUCCCGAGUGUGGGAUGAGCUUCUCACAGAGCUCCACCCUGGUUACCCACCAGAGGAGCCACACGGGGGAACGGCCCUACGAGUGUGGGGAGUGUGGGAAGAGCUUCAGCCGGAGCUCCACCCUGAUUGCCCACCAGAGGAACCACACCGGGGAGGGGCUCUACGAGUGUGGUCAGUGUAGGAAGCGCUUCAGCCGGAGCUGCCACCUGAUCCGCCACCAGAUGAUCCACACUGGGGAGAGGCCCUAUGAGUGUGAUCAAUGCAAGAAGAGGUUUCCCACCAGCUCCCGUCUCCUCGUUCACCAGCGGAUUCACACGGAUGAGAGGCCUUUCCGCUGCCCCGACUGCGGGAAGGGCUUUAGGGACAACGGCACACUCAUCAGCCACCAGCGCAUCCACACCGGGGAGAGACCCUUCAAGUGUUCCGAGUGUGGCAAGAGCUUCACCCACAGCUCUACCUUGACUCAACACCUACGCACGCACAACUAAGGGAAGCCCUGUGAGUGCCCUGAGUGCAGGAAGAGCUUUGUGCACUGCUCCAGCUCCAUCUUUCAUGGAAGGAUCCAUGCUGGGUGAUUCCCAGUGACCCCCAGUGGGCACAGCCCCGGUGAUCCGUGGUGCUGGUUAUCCGUGUUGGGAAGACACCUGGCUGGGGUUCUCCACAUCCUCCUGGCUCCCCAUGGCCUGGAUUUCCUUUUCAUUUCUCUUUGUCCUUUCAAAACACCCAAAACUGGAGUAAAAACAAAGACAAUGAACUAGGACAAGGAUGGGGACAUGGGGGGAUCUUCCAUGGGAUGUGGGGGAUGCUGGAUGCCAGGGAGUUUAGGGUUCCUGGCAGGGCUCAGGCCUUUGGGCUCCCCAGGCCGAGUGGCUCCAGCUGCUCUGGGAGACCCUGGCGCAGGUUCCAGGGCAGCUGAUCAAGGACCCCCUGCCCUGGAACUGUCCUCAUGUCCCCCUGUCCCGGUUCCCAGUGUCCCCUGUCCAGGUUCCCCUCUCCCCGCUGUUACUUGCAUUGCCCCCUGCUCUUUCCCGUGUCACCCCACUCCUGGUCUCAUCCUGCUCCCAUCCCAGUCUGGAUCUCAUUCCUGGUCUCAUUCCCUGUAGCUGUCCUGUAUUCUCUGGCUGGCUACCAUUCCCAUAUUCCCAGUCACAAUUCCCUGCCGUGUUCUCAUACUCCUGGUCCUGCUGCAAGUCCUGCAUUUCCAUUUUUUCAUUCCCUGUCCCAUUCCCAUAUUCCUGAUCCCAGUCCCAUUGCUGUGUUCCCAUUUCUGAUUCCUGUCACACCUUCCUAAUCCCCAUCCCAUAUUCUCUCUCCAAUUGCUGUUUCCAUGUUCCCUGUCUCAUUGCCAUAUUCCAUCCCCAGUCUCAUUUCAGGAUCCUCUCCCGUAUUCCCUGUCCCUCUCCUGUAUUCCCUGUCCCAUUCCCAGUCACUGUCUCCAUUCCCCAUUCCGCUCCUGGUCCCAGUCCCAUAUUCCCUGUCCUGUUCUUGGUCCCUGUCCCCAUUCCAACUAUCAUUCCCAGUCCCUGUCUCAUAUUUCCAGUCCUGUUCUCAGUCCCCAUCCCCAUUACUAAUUCUUGUCCCCAUCCCUGGUGCCAUUCCCGGUGCCAUUCCUGGUCCCAGUCCUGUAUUACCUGUUGGAUUUCCAGUCCCUGUAUCGUAUUCCCUGUCCCUUUCCCAGUCCCAGUCUGGUAUUUUAGGUCCCCUUCUUGGUCCCUGUCCCCAUUCCCAUUAUCAUUCCAAAUUGCUGUCUCUUAUUUCCAAUCCUGUAUUCCCUGUCUCUGUCCCCAUUCCCAGUUACAUUCCGGUGCCAUUCCUGGUCCCUCUCCCCAUUCCUGGUCCCAUUCCCAGUUCCAUUCUGGUAUAGCUGGCCCAAUUCUUAGUACCUGUCCCCAUUCCUAGUAUUAUUCCCAGUCCCUGUCUCUUAUUUCCAGUCCCAUUCCCGGUCCCAUUCCCAUAUUCCAUGGCCCUGUCCCCACUCCCAGACUCAGUCCCAUAUUCCCGGUCCCUGUCCCCAUUCCUAGACACAUUCCCCGUCCCAGUCCCGUAUUCUUAGUCCCUGUCCCAAUUCUCUUUCCCAGUCCCGUAUUCCUGGUUCCAUUCAUGGUCCCUGCCCUCAUUCCCAGUAUCAUUCUCACUACUUGUCUUGUAUUUCCAGCCCAUUUCUGAUCCCUGUCCCAAUUUCUGAUCCCUGUCCCCAUUUCUGGUCCCUGUCCCCAUUCCCAAACCCUUUCCCUAUUCCCUGUCCCAUUCCCGGUCCCUGUCCCUAGUUCCCAGUGCUGUACCCCAGGGCCACCUCUCGCAUGGGGCCCUGAGGGCUCCACAUCUCGGGCUGGCGGUGGCACACGAACCGUUCAGCCCCGCUGCUGUCCUUGGCCAGCUGCAGAGAGCACAAGGCUUUGGCCAUUCCUCAGAGGCCCCCAGCUGGCCAGAGCAGCCCCUCCUGCCAGCACCCGCUGUGGCUCAUGUUAUGAAUGGGCCAGGAGACCAGCUCCAGAGUGAUUUCAGCCUUUGUUAAAAGAACAGCCUGGGAAGAGGAGGCCCAGCGCACCAUGCUGCUGCUCCAGUGGCGACUCGGAGGAGGAGGCAAUCAGCUCCAUCUCUGUAUGGCGGAUCUCGGUCUUCUCGCCUCACAAGAGUCUCCAGGAAGACACUUGCUGGCUCUUGGUCCAGGGGUGUCAUGCUGAUCAAGUGCAGUUCAGGUCAUGGCAACAAGGCGAAAAGCUUUGGUUGGUGGUCUGAUGUUCUUUACUGUUUUCUUCACCUAAAGGUGUUGUUUAGAUCUUUAUUGGUACUAGGGCUCAUUGGUUUUAGAGGUUUUUGUCUGCCCAUUUAGCUUCUGCCAGAUACUAGGCCUUAUGGGAGUCUUACGUUUGCAUCUGCCAUCAUGGGUACAAAGGGAGCAGCAGGGCGAUACUCGAUGGUGAGGCAGGAUACGAGCUAGGAACUAAUUAACGUACAUAACUUAUGAGACAUUUACAGAACAUUCUGACAAACAACUGUGUAACUUAACAUUGAAAUGGGUAAUUAACCUUUAGAAACUUUAUUUUCUACAAUUUCCCCCUCUAAUUCUUUGAUCGGGCUCCAGCCUUGCAUCAGUGUGCAGUUUCUGACUCUCGGAAAUAGUGUUUUCUCAAUUUUUGGUACCGAUCAUAAACCUUUUUGGCGUUUUUGUGUUCUUGUUCUUGGCUCUCUACCUUCAUAAUUCUAGUUUGUCUCUGAUUGGUCAUUUCUGGGAUUUGUAUACGCGCUUGGAUUGUGGAAGUUACUACUCGAACCAGGCAAGGGAGCAGGCAGGGUAGAAACAGUAAACUUGUUAAUGCACAAGCUAUAAUAAAAGCCGCUUUUUUCCACCAACUAGUAUCUACUAGGGGAGUCCACUCCUGGGUACUGACAUAUGUUACCUUGCAUAUCCUCUUUGGAGAUGUUUUUGAUCACUUUGCUUCUGUCAUUGAUCUCUAAGCAGCAGUCCGAGGAAAUAAAUUUGCCACAUAUUCCUCCUUCAUCAGCUAGUAAAUAAUCUACAGCAAGCUGAAUUUGAGAGAUUGCUGCUCUGGUCUGGGUUAAUUGGUUACUCAUGUCAUCAAGGGUGAGGGCUGUUUUGGUGGAAAAAAUUUCUAGUACUGCUUGGAGUUGGAUAAUUCUAUUGAGCAUAUAAAUCGGGGUGCAGUAUCCCUAAGACCCAUCUUGGGCCCAAGUGGCUGGCCCAUAAGUUUUAAUUCUUUUUUCUGGGGUCCAGAUUUUGCCUUUCUAUUUCUGGGUACUCCCCAUGUCAAUUAUAUUUCUUCUCUUUUGGUUGGUUUUUCUUAAAUCAUCAUGUAGUGGAACUCCCAGAUUUGACCCUGAUUCUUUUGGGAGUAGGAAGAAGGCGGGUUUAAUGAUUGCUAUGGUGCAACUCCCUGCCCCAUCUCCUGGGAGUUUGGUGUAUGCUGUGCUUCUACAAAUCCAAAACAAAUUGGGGCUUCCCAAAAUGCAUCUUUUAUUUCUGAGGGAUAUUGUCCAGUAUUUGGACAAUUUUCUUAUUCCCCAGAAAGGGUUUAUCCCUUUUUCAGUGCAUUCAUGCAGCCUGUACCCCUCGUGGUAAAUGCACCCUUUUUCGUUCUUCCCAAUGGACCAGUAUCGAUUUGGCUCUUGGGGAAUCCACUGUUGGUUUCUUUUCCAAGAUUCAGGUGGUUUUAGAGUCUCUUUGCCUUCUGCAAAGCCCCAAGCCGGACACAACAAAGAGACGGAGUCUUCAGGUUCUGAUUUUUCAAAGUUGCAUGCUCUGUUUAUUGUUUCUUAUCUUACAGUUUUCUCAGUGCCCAACUAAGGUCUGUGCAGCUGCUCGGGCAUCUGACGACUCCUCCCCACUGGGCUGCGGCAUUAUCUUUUAUACUAAUUAUUACGUGUUCUUUAUUUAGCCAAUACCUAUCACUUAUACUAAAAGGGUCAUCCCUGCUUUGACCCAAUCUCCUUAAACUACUUUGUGCCACCAUCACUGCAGAAAAUGGAGUGAGGGAAGAAGAAAGAAGAAGCAGGAGACAACGCCCAAAACCCUCCAUCUUGCUCCCAUCCACUUCCAUACUAAAACCCCAAACCUACUGUUUUUUCACCCUGUGAUAAGGUAAACCACUAUCUUUCACGCUCUUGUGGCUUGCAAUCCUUUCUGCAGUGCAGGAAGCCUCUCCCAUGGACUGGAAUCAAAGCCAAUGUCCCUCUGGGCUCUGUUCCAGGGUCCCAGACCCACUGUCCAGGUCUCUGACCUUCCAGGGCAGCCAAAGGAAUGCCCUGGACUCCAACAAUCCACCUAGUGCUUAAAUCUUUUGUUAUUAAAUAGUUUUUACAGGCCAUUUUUCCUACUAGGGUCUUACACCUUUUCCUUGUCUUCAUAGUACAUUCUUCACCAAUACCUUUGACUUUAAGUCCCAUUCCUCUUUCCUUCUUUGCCCUUUGAUUUGAGGUUCUUGUUCUACUUGUUUCCAUUUCAAACUCUCUAGUGGUCUUAGACUAAUCCCUUCCCAAGGUUAAAUUUCUGUCAUUUGGGUAUAUCAUGAGUUAGCACAAUUUUGUUUUCUAGAUAUAGAGAAAUGUAAAAUGUUUUGCCCUGACCGUAGCGUGGGUUGGGGGGGAAGGACAAGGACCUAUCAAAAAGCAGGCUGGGAUAUUGACAGCUGAGUUGACCGAUGAGAAUUGUCAGUGCGACUUUGGAAGGAACAUUUAAAACUGAUCUGCUGCUGACCGCCCACUCUCUCGCUUUAGGAUCAGCAAUGAGGUAACAUCGGAGGCGGCGGGCGGCCUCGGGUCGGGCCUUGCUGCCCUUUUGGGCACCAGGCCGGGCCUGGCCGGGGGUCAGAGGGCCGCUGCCCGCACAGAGAGAGCCUGAGCCGGCUGAGCCCCUUUCCCUCGCUUGCUGGCAGGGGAGAGGGGCAGCUGCAUCUGGGCAGUGCGGGGCCAUGUGCUCACACCACGGCAGAAGGGACCAAAACAUGGCCCAUCUUAAUCACCGCUGGCAGCAGAGAAAGCAAGCCUGCAGCUCCGUAACAACUUUGAGCUGGACCGCCCUAGAUGAGACCGAGGGGUGGAAAAAAGGACCUUUACCAGCUUCCUUUAUCAGCAUUUGCAUUUUUUCUUCAGCCCUGCAGCCCGGCGUGUGCACGUGGCCUUUGCAAGCCCAGGCAAAUUUAACCCUUUCUUAGCAACACAGAACUUUUAAAGCACAAUUCUUCCUUGAGAGAAAGAAGAAAAACACCAGAAGGUACAUGGAACAGACUGCAUGAAGUCAGUUAGAAGAGAAGUGAAAGAACUAAUAAUAUUGGAGUAAGAUUGAAGAAGUGGACAUUUUUAACCGGACUUUUCUAAGGUAAAUUAUGAAGAAAUGAACUGUUCUUUGCAGCAUCUUAGUAUUAUUUGGGUGGAAUGCUAUUCUAAUCAAAAUUAAGGACUGGUGUAAUAGAGAUUUAUUUGGGAACUGUGAAACCCCCGCUCCUAGGUCAAAAAAGAGGUCUCAGUCUUUUGAGACAAAGAUCAUUUUAGAUCAGAAAUAGUAUUUGUAAAUAAUACCCCAGAUACACUGAGAAGCUCUGUGGAUAGAACAUCACAGUCUGCAAAAACUCCGGGCAGCAGCAGCAGGUGUAACAAUGAGAGCACUGGACUAUUUUGUCUUGUAGCAAAUGUCUUCAUAAAAAGAUCUUAGAAGGACUCUUCUCCUAGAGUAAUGAGUAGUUACGUCUAAGUGGUGAAAUUGACUAAAAAUCCUAAGUUGUAUCUAUGUUGUUCAAUGAGAAAGUUAAUAGUUUGGAAGAGGAAAGAAGCAUGUUUUAAGGUAUCAUUCCGUUUUAGUUGAAGUCUGUCGGGGGCCUUCCCCAACAUUCAGGUGGUUUCAGGGUCCUUUGCUCCCCUGCACAGCUCUGAGCCAAGCUGAAGGAAGAGACGGAGUUCUCAGGUUUAGAUUUUUCAAUGUUCCAUACUUUGUUUAUUUUUUCUUAUCUUACAAUUUUCUUGGAGUCCGACAAAAUGUUCGCAGCUGCAUGGAUUCCUCACGUCUCCCCCCGAGCUGGGUUGUCCUUAUCUUUUAUGCUAAUUACUACAUAUUUCUUGUUUACUAUUUCUUACCAAUGUCUAUUGUUAUUACUAAAAAGGUCAUCUUUACUUUGACCCAAUCCUCACUAACUACUUUGUGCCACAUCAAUGCAGCAAUGGAGUGAGGGAAGGAGAAGGAGAAGAAGAAGGAGACAACGCCCCAGAUUCUCCAUCUUGUCCCCAUUCACUUCAAUGCUAGGAACCUAAAACUACUAUUUUCUCAUUCUGUGAUAAGCUAAACUACUAUUUUUCACAUUCUUGUGGCCUGUAAACCUUCUCUCAGUGUAGGAAGUUUUUCCCAUGGACUGAAAUCAAAGCCAGUGUCUCUCUCAGUUCUGGGCUGGGGUCCCAGACCCCCCUGCCCAGGUCCCUGACCCUCCAGGGCAACCAAAGGAAUGCCCUGGACUCCCAACACACAAACACCAGGGGUUUAUGUCCAAAAAGGAGACAGAAGAGUCAUUUUACUUUAUUUGAAUAAAUGGAGAAGCCAUGGGGCAUUUCCCCUGGGGUCUCUCAGUUUUUCUGAGGAUGCAGCCUCCUCUUUAUCCUAAUUUCUCAGCUGCAUUUCCCUCUCUCUUUCCCAAUUACCUGAGGUACUUGAGAGGCACAGACUUCCCAAAAUGCUUAUGACCUAAAAUUCCCCUUUUAAUGGAUACCCGCCUAAUUUUUAUUUCUUAUUGGAUUUAUGGGUUUUUCCCCAUUGUUCCUUUCAUCUUUCAAUAUUCAAUUUCAUUUACAAACAAACUUAUGGUUUGUUUGUAAAGGCAAAUAUCUUCUUUUCCAUUCAUCAAUCAACAGAAUCCUUCCUAUUGUUUCUCUUAUCUCUCAGUGCUGGUUUUAUCUACCAGCAGACCCAGGGCUUGUUUGUAAAGACAAAUCUUGUCAUUCCUCUCACUGCCUUCAGGGGAUAUUGGAUAUUGUUUAACCUGGAUGGGAGGUGUAUCUUUUUGCAUUUCUGCCUGUAUUGGUGGAAUGUCUAGAUAAACACAUUUUCCUUCUUCUGCCCACACUUCUGGAUUUAUCUCUUCUAUGUCCCCUUGAGUUAGCCUCAUAAUUGGGGCUAUCAUCUUCCCAUUUCUCGGCAAGAUUCCCACCCCACCCCUAGACCUGUAGGUCUCUUCCUAAUAGGUUACUUUCUAAAUUGAGUAGAUAGAUAAAGUCAGCAAAGCAUUGUCUUCAGUUCCCUCUUAUUUCGACAUUCGCAACUAUUGAGGCUUUGAAUGGUUUUCCUUUUGCUCCUAACACCUGGCAGACCUUUCUCCCAAUGGUGACUCCUGCUGAGAGUUUUCUUAUGCUAGAUCAAUCUGCUCCUGUAUCGACUAGAAACUCAAAUUCUUCAUUUUGGGGACCCACUUCAAAAUUUACCAGGGGCUCCUCUUGAUCACUCACUGGGUCCCCUAGUGUGUAAAGCCCGUGACACCCCUAAUCAUCACCCCUUAAAAUCUUCUCUAGGGUCUCCUGUUCUUGAGCAAUCACUUCAUCAAACAAAAGUUUUUUACAAGUUCUCAGAUGUCCUACCUCUCCCCAGUAAUAACACUUUCUGUUGUCUAGUGGUAUUCCAGGUUUCCUGGUAUUAUUACUGUCUUUAUUGGCCCUGGGUGACCCAGAUCUACCCUUAUGUUCUCUGACUGGGAGCCUUGGUGUUGGGGGUGAGGUUUGGGUUUUUUUUCCCAUAGAAUUCCCGCACCCCCCCCAUGAGUUGCUAAGAGACUAAAUACUGAUGCUUAGAGGAUGAUUGACCCAUACAAAAAGAGUGGCCAAGGGUGGGGGAAGAUCACUUAAGUUUGGGGGAGGGAAAAGCACAGUGCUCCGGGAGCUGAGUGUGCUUUCUCCUGCUCUCGGCAUUGGGCAUCGGAGAGACACGGUCAGGCUGCUGUUUGCUGCGUGAAGAGUCCACUGUUACCAGAGGGUCUGGUCCCAGGAAUUCUACCACCAUCCAUCAUCUGCUGGAGUGCCCAGGAAUUCGGAGCCCCUUCGCCUGCCCCGCUGGAGCUGGGCCGGCCGCGUCCAGCCACCGCGGCUUCUUCAGCACUGCUCACUUUGCCAGGACACCCCCUUUCUGCCUGCCGGGACACACGCCCCUUUUGCCUGCAGGUGACAACCUGCCAUUUCCAGCCAUCAGCCCCGGAGUGUCCCACCGUUCCAGCCUGGUGCUCUUGGGGAGGGGCCCAAGAGAUCAGACUGCCCCAGGCUUGUGAAACAAAGCCCCUUGAGGUUCUUGGUUCUGUUUAUUAUUAUUAUUACUGUAGUUGUUGUUUUGUUUGUCCUGUUAUAUUUACUAGUAAAGGAACAUUAUUCCUUUCCCCAUA
This is a messenger RNA of Hirundo rustica (Barn swallow), 9901 nucleotides long. RefSeq names its product zinc finger protein 239-like. Gene Ontology annotation, molecular function: RNA polymerase II transcription regulatory region sequence-specific DNA binding; DNA-binding transcription factor activity, RNA polymerase II-specific. Gene Ontology annotation, biological process: regulation of transcription by RNA polymerase II. NCBI's taxonomy places the organism in Eukaryota, Metazoa, Chordata, Aves, Passeriformes, Hirundinidae. The transcript is spliced from 3 exons. Gene Ontology annotation, cellular component: nucleus. Bases 422 to 1525 code for a protein of 367 amino acids. The record is from RefSeq and is a predicted model, not a curated record.